Messenger RNA from Odontomachus brunneus, 1520 nucleotides. RefSeq names its product histone acetyltransferase type B catalytic subunit (gene Hat1). NCBI's taxonomy places the organism in Eukaryota, Metazoa, Arthropoda, Insecta, Hymenoptera, Formicidae. Gene Ontology annotation, cellular component: nucleus. The record is from RefSeq and is a predicted model, not a curated record. The transcript has 7 exons. Gene Ontology annotation, molecular function: histone binding; histone H4 acetyltransferase activity. Gene Ontology annotation, biological process: subtelomeric heterochromatin formation. The coding region runs from base 196 to 1431 and encodes 411 amino acids.
UCGACAUUUCUCUACAGCGCACUUAUGAAUCGCCCAGCAAACACCAAUACCACAGAUUCUGUUCUGCGUUCCGAUUCAAACUGGCUCACAUAACCGGCUCUGUUUUGGCGCGAAGUUGCUGUAUGGCAAGUAGUUUAUGUAGAAGAUCUCGACUAAUAUUUGAAUCACCUCAUCGUGCAUAUCGACGUAAGAGAAAUGGAAGAUUUAUCAAUGAUUCAAGAUGCACGUUUAAAAAAGUUUAUGAUAGAUAGCAACGAUGCUUUGGAAUUUAGAUUGAUUCGUUGUAUCGAGGACCUGGAUUCUGAAGAAAUUAUAUUCAAGCCUGAGAUGUCCCAUCAAGUGUUUGGUUCCAUGGAAACGAUAUUUGGUUAUCGUGAUUUAAAGGUGCAGUUAUUCUAUGCAGCAGGUUGCUUGGAAACCUUCUUGGGGAUGACCUAUACAGAAAAAGCAAAUGAUCUCGAUUUCGAGGGAGUUGAACCUGAUAAAGUUUUAACAAAAAUGGCUGAAAAACUUGCACCAAAUGUUCACUACAGUUUAGAUACUUUUGUUAAUGCACUGAAGAAGGAUGAUACAUUCAAACCUGAAGGAGAACUGCUGCAUUCGUUCACAAUAAAUGAUAAUGGCACGUCAAGACAAUUUGAAGUUUACAAAGCUGACAUAAACAGCAAAAAGUUUAAGGAGUAUCAUCAGAGGGUUCAAACAUUUCUUCUUUGGUAUAUAGAUGCAGCUAAUUUCAUCGAUGUUGAUGAUGAACAGUGGAGUUAUUUCAAUAUGUUUGAAAAAUAUACUACAUCUAUGGGUGUAUCCCGAUACGGAACCGUUGGUUUCGUCACAGUGUAUCGAUAUUACGCAUAUCCGGAACACAUUCGGCCGCGCAUCGCACAAGUUUUAAUUCUACCGCCAUUUCGACAGAUGGGUCUUGGCACGCAGCUAUUGCAAGCAAUUUACCGCCAAUACGUUGGAAUGAAUGAAGUUAAAGAUAUAACAGUUGAAGAUCCGUCCGUGACGUUCCAACGAAUACGAAAUUACGUAGACGCCGUGAAUUGCAGCACAUUGCCUAGCUUUAAGCGGGAACAUUUGAUGCAAGGGUUCAACAAUCAAAUGGCCAUUGAGGCUAGGGAAAAAUUUAAGAUAAAUAAGAAACAAGCUCGCACAGUGUAUGAAAUCUUGCGAUUACGUGCAACGAACAUCGCGAACGAAGAGGAAUACCGAGCAUAUAGAUUAGACGUGAAGGGAAGAUUGAAUAUACCGUAUAAAAGGAAAGAGAACGAGGAAAAGAAAUUAGAACGCGCAUUGAUGUACGUGGAUAAGCGUGCUAACCCUCUGCCACCUUUGGAGCAACGUAUACAGUUACUCGAUAAAGAAUAUCGAUUUUUAGAAGAAGAAUACAAGAGAGUUAUUCAACGUUUAGAGGAUGCACCCGAACUAUGAAAAAAUGUUGCAUGAACUUUAUCCGAUAUUAACCGAUCAAGACAUUUUUUUUAUGUGGAAAAAAUAUAUUAAUAAUUUACUAUUAUUUA